AUGAUUUUAUUCAACCACAUGGGUUAUUUCAUUUCCUUGUUUGCUACAGUUUCCUGUGGAUGUCUGAAUCAACUGUAUAAAAAUAGCUUCUUCAGAGGUGGGGACAUAGCUGCCAUAUACACCCCAGAUGUCAACUACUGUCAGAAGAUGUGCACAUUUCACCCCAGGUGCUUGCUCUUCAGCUUUCUCUCAGUAAGUCAGACCAAGGAGCCAGAUAGAAGGUUUGGUUGCUUCUUGAAAGACAGUAUUACAGGAACCUUGCCAAGAUUGCAUCGGAUGGGUGCCAUUUCUGGUCAUUCUUUAAAGCAGUGUGGCCACCAAAUAAGUGCUUGCCACCAAGAUAUAUAUGAAGGACUUGAUAUGAGAGGCUCCAACUUCAAUAUAUCUAAGACCAACAGUAUUGAAGAGUGCCAGAAACUGUGCACCAACAAUAUUCACUGCCAAUUUUUCACGUAUGCUACAAAUGCAUUUCACAGCCCUAAGUACCGGAACAAUUGCCUGCUGAAACAUAGUUCAAGUGGAACACCCACCAGUAUAAAGACACUGGAUAACCUGGUAUCUGGAUUCUCGCUGAAGCCCUGUGCCCUUUCAGUGAUUGGUUGCCCCAUGGAUAUGUUCCAGAACUUUGCCUUUGCAGACCUAGAUGUGGGCCAGGCCAUCACCCCUGAUGUUUUUGUGUGUCGCACCAUCUGCACCUUCCACCCCACCUGCCUUUUCUUCACAUUCUAUACGAGCAAAUGGAAGAUAGAAUCCCAGAGGAAUGUUUGCUUUCUUAAGACAUCUAAAAGUGGUACUCCAAGUCCCUCUGUUCCUCAAGAAAAUGCUAUGUCUGGUUAUAGUCUCUUCACCUGCAGAAGAUCUCGACCUGAACCCUGCCAUUUCAAAAUUUACCCUGGACUUGACUUUGGAGGGGAAGAACUGAAUGUGACCUUCGUGCAGGGAGCAGAAGUGUGCCAAGAGACUUGUACAAAGACAGUUCGCUGUCAGUUCUUCACUUACUCAUUACUCCCACAAGACUGCAAGGUGGAGGGGUGCAAAUGUUCCUUAAGGUUAUCCAUGGAUGGCUCUCCAACUAGGAUCACCUACGGUGCCCACAGGAGCUCUGGUUAUUCUUUGAGAUUGUGCAAAGCUGUGGACAGCUCUGUCUGCUCAACAAAAACAAAUACAAGAAUUGUGGGAGGAACAAACUCUUCUUUAGGGGAGUGGCCAUGGCAGGUCAGCCUGCAAGUGAAGCUGGUAUCUCAAAAUCAUCUGUGUGGAGGAACCAUCAUUGGACACCAGUGGGUUGUGACAGCUGCCCAUUGCUUUGAUGGGAUCCCCUACCCAGAUGUGUGGCGUAUCUAUGGUGGGAUUCUUAAUCUCUCAGAGAUUACAAAAGAAACGCCUGCGUCAAGAAUAAAAGAACUUAUUAUUCAUCAGAAAUACAAAGUCUCAGAAAGCAACUACGAUAUUGCUCUAAUAAAGCUUCAAACACCCUUGAAUUAUACUGAAUUCCAAAAACCAAUAUGCCUGCCUUCCAAAGAUGACACAAAUACAAUUUAUACCAACUGUUGGGUGACUGGAUGGGGCUACGCCAAGGAAAAAGGUGAGAUCCAAAAAAUUCUACAAAAGGCAAGUAUUCCUUUGGUUCCAAAUGAAGAAUGCCAAAAAAAAUACAGAGACUACGUUAUAACCAAGCAGAUGAUCUGUGCUGGUUACAAAGAAGGCGGGACAGAUGCUUGUAAGGGAGAUUCCGGUGGCCCCUUAGUUUGUAAACACAAUGGAAUAUGGCAGUUGGUGGGCAUCACCAGUUGGGGUGAAGGCUGUGCCCGCAGGGAUCAACCUGGAGUUUACACCAAAGUUUCUGAGUACAUGGACUGGAUAUUGGAGAAGAUACAGAGCAGUGGUGGAAACACUCAGGAGAUGUCUCCAGCAUGAGAAGUCUGGGCGGUAAGGAAGAACCCAGCUGGAACCAG
Molecule: messenger RNA, 1955 nt
Organism: Phodopus roborovskii (desert hamster)
Lineage: Eukaryota; Metazoa; Chordata; Mammalia; Rodentia; Cricetidae
Gene: Klkb1
Product: kallikrein B1
Exons: 14
Coding region: 1-1917 (638 amino acids)
Biological process (GO): proteolysis
Cellular component (GO): extracellular region
Molecular function (GO): serine-type endopeptidase activity; protein binding
Source: RefSeq, a predicted model, not a curated record